Hevea brasiliensis (rubber tree) is the source of this 1707-nucleotide messenger RNA. RefSeq names its product UDP-rhamnose/UDP-galactose transporter 2. Gene Ontology annotation, cellular component: Golgi apparatus. NCBI's taxonomy places the organism in Eukaryota, Viridiplantae, Streptophyta, Magnoliopsida, Malpighiales, Euphorbiaceae. The transcript has 5 exons. The record is from RefSeq and is a predicted model, not a curated record. Bases 370 to 1407 code for a protein of 345 amino acids. Gene Ontology annotation, molecular function: antiporter activity; UDP-galactose transmembrane transporter activity.
UUAUACAUUAUAUGGAGUGAUAGGCAGAAAUGAAUGCGUCAUUUCAUUCCACUUUCUCCACCGCCACUCCUCCUCCGCCUGCAAGCUCACACACCUAUUAGUCUACACCUCGAAAGUGGUUUUGUUGUUUUCUUCGUUUUUUCCACCUCUGCUUCUUACUAUAUUCGUAUUGAUUUGAGGUGAAAUUGGACUUUUAAAAAACUCUUCAAAAUCAAUCCAUCCGCCAACCAUACAACCAAAGCGCGUCUCUCUUGGCUGUUCUGUUUCCCUUUUUCCUUCUCUUUCUCUCCUGAGAAUUGAAGGAAAGAGAUCCCUCCCCGGGCCCCUGCUUAAAUAAACAGAUCCUCGGUAAUUUCAGCUUUUCCGGAGAUGGAGACCGAAAACAAGAAGUCGGCGGUAUCGGAUGUUGGAGCAUGGGCCAUGAACGUUAUCAGUUCCGUCGGCAUUAUUAUGGCUAAUAAGCAACUCAUGUCCUCUAGCGGUUUUGCUUUUAGCUUUGCCACGACCUUAACGGGUUUCCAUUUUGCGGUAACUGCUCUGGUGGGACUUGUGUCCAAUGCGACUGGCUUAUCUGUAUCAAAGCAUGUUCCAAUGUGGGAGCUUCUCUGGUUCUCUAUUGUUGCUAAUAUGUCUAUCACUGGCAUGAACUUCAGCCUUAUGCUUAACUCCGUCGGAUUCUAUCAAAUUUCUAAACUCAGUAUGAUUCCUGUGGUUUGCGUCAUGGAAUGGAUUCUUCAUAACAAGCAAUACUCGAGAGAAGUCAAGUCAUCUGUUGUGCUUGUAGUUAUAGGUGUUGGCGUUUGCACUGUCACUGAUGUCAAGGUUAAUGCCAAAGGUUUUAUUUGUGCCUGUGUAGCUGUUCUGUCUACGUCUUUGCAGCAAAUUACUAUAGGUUCCUUACAAAAGAAGUACUCAAUUGGAUCAUUUGAACUGUUAAGUAGAACAGCUCCAAUUCAAGCCCUUUCUCUUCUUAUUGUUGGUCCAUUUGUUGACUACUACCUCAAUGGAAAAUUUAUAACAACAUAUAAGAUGUCUACCGGUGCCAUUUUAUUUAUAAUUCUUUCAUGUUCCCUAGCUGUGUUCUGCAAUGUGAGUCAGUACCUCUGUAUUGGAAGAUUCUCAGCAGUUUCCUUCCAGGUUUUAGGUCACAUGAAAACAGUUUGUGUUCUCACACUGGGAUGGCUGCUCUUUGAUUCUGCGUUGACUUUUAAGAAUAUAAUGGGGAUGGUUAUUGCAGUAGCUGGCAUGGUUGUUUAUAGUUGGGCUGUAGAGGCUGAAAAGAGAGCAAGUGCCAAGGCCAUAGCCCUUACGAAGAACAGUCUGACAGAAGAGGAAAUCAGACUUCUGAAAGAGGGAGUGGCAAGCACUCCUGUGAAGGAUGUUGAACUUGGCGAGUCUAAAGGAUAGGUAUGCUUGGCUGGACAUGGACAUUCAUCGUCAGUUCUGCUUAUUAGUAAUUAUGCUGCAUGUUUAUGUGGCUGCAAGACCGUGCGCAUCCGCUGACCCCUCACACAAAAUCCCAGAAACGUGUUCUAUUUUAUUUAAGUAAUUUGUUCUUUAAUUUAAUUCUUGGUUGUUUUAAAUUAUUUUUUGUAUGUGCAAAAGAGAUUAGCGAUGAAAUCUUGAUGUGAUAAAGGAAAUGUAAAACUCUAUGUCUCAGCAGAAAGCUCUUAGGAAGCAAUAGAAUCGUGUUCUUUGCUAUUUAAA